CUUCAAUCACCAAAACACCCUCAAAGCACACGCGCGCAUUAUCGAAUCAUCGCCGGACGGGGAUCGCAUGACCCCCCUGUCAUUGUUCUGUUUCCUCUGUACGGAGUAGGGAGUAGGGAGAGCAUCUCUCCCCCUAGCUCCCGCCAUCGUGGUUCACCCAGGUUUGCCACCCUUGUUUAAAUAAUCCGGUCUCUAAGGUCUCUUGAUUUCCUUUGAAAGGCCGGGCGGGGAGCGGUUUACCAAGACAUUGUGAUAAACACCACAGCUCCCCCUCGUCAGUUGCUGGAGAAGCCAUGUCUCGGAGAUUCUUCUGUUUAUAUCGGGAAUAUGCACAAUAUUUCGCCAUCCGUGCGGGCCCCAUGGUUCUUUGAUGGUGAUGAAUCGAAUGUUCGUCGCUUGGCAGGCGGUUAACAAGAAUUAUUCUUUGAGAGAUGAGAUGCCGAUUUAAGGCGCUCCUGUAUUUAGGCCUUUGGGCGCAUAAGAGCCAGCAGCAAAGGACUCACCACUUGAAUAGAUAGGAUAGGCGAUCAUUCGAGCCUGUGGAUUCAGGCUCUGGUGAUGGGGUUUUUAUAUAUUUUACCACUGCUUGCCAUAUGCCAUGCCUAGAUAUUAGCUUACGAAGGUAUCUGUUCAAAACUCUUCGCACAACACCCCUCCCCUCCAAUAUAUGAGGCACAGGAACUUCGUCGCAUCCUUGCUUGGGGCGUACCAAACUGCGAGGGGCCAGGAGAGCCAACCACAGCGGCUAAACUUAUAACUAACUGGCUGAGGCGUCACCGUUUUUGCUGUGACUGUUGUGGCCGCAAGUGGCCACCCCACAGCCAGCACCAACAGAUGGCUUGCAGGCGGCGAUUCGUCAAAUAAUAAUGGCUCGCUCACGAAUCUCCAAGCCGGGGGUUGCUUGCUCCUCUGCAGAGGGGAGGGGGGUGGGUGGCUCGGGAGAAGCCGUCCAUUCCCCGGACAGAGCCAUGUCUACAAGACUCGUCUUGUGCAGAGUGCCCCAGGCCAAUAAACCAACCAUUGGUGCAAGUUUCUUGACAAGGAGAAUGGAGCGGAGAAAGACAGAUAAUUAUUAAUGACCCAAACCGAUCGGACAAACACAGCGAGCCUCGUUCUGCUGUCGAGAGCUGUUGAUCCCGAUCCUUGUUAGGCUGUUGAUCUACUCCGUAGACGUAGCGUAGGAGAGAGCGAGCUAACUAGCAACUGCCAACCCUUUUCGAGGCCGUGGCGGUUGUUCGAGCUUCUGUUGCUUGAUUUUCUGUUCCAGCUCUUGAUCAGCCUUUCCAUCAUUCGCAAUUGCCACAGGGUCGCGGAUAUCGAGAUUUUGAAGACUGACCUCUUCCAGGGCUAUCGUAGCUGAAUGCAUGUAUAUCUCCUGGGGUACCGCCAGUGAAACAGCAAGUUCAGCGAAUACCACGGAGGCCCCCCUGCUUCCAGGUGUCGCUGGUGAACAUAUCCUUGUUCUUUUGUGCCGUGAUUGUUGUGAUCGUUGUUGUUUCUUCUUGACAAACCAGCGCCGUACAGCAUGAGGCCGCAAGUGCAGGUUCUUAUUGCGGAUAAUAAUAAUUAUGAGCCUCAGAACGCCCGCAACCGGUAUUCGUACCUAAACACUCCAGCUGAGUUCCAUGCGCCGACAUUUCCCCCACAAGAUCAGCAGCAGAGACAUCCCUCGCUGCCUGUGAAUGUGGCAGACCAGCCUCUACCGCCACCGCUCGAUCACUACGCUCAUACCCGCUCAUCGUCGAAUAUGCCGACGAUUGUGCAUCACGAUGUGCCCGAGAAAUCCGCCUCCCUGCACGCUCACACACAAACAGCUCCGCCAUUAUCAGAGCACCCGGCACAGUUUGCUCCAUACGCAGAUAGUAAUCCAGAGCAUACGACAAUUGCCCCUCGCGACUCGAAAGUCGCGCCGUUUCCUCAGCCCCCUCCCAGCAUCGCCGUCUUACCGUCACACGACCAGUUCGCAAACAAGCCCCUUUCAGCCGCCCAGGAACAAGAACGACGGGAAAAGGACAUGGCUAUCCUGCCCGACACCAAUCCACUGGAAUCACAUACUUCUUUCACCAAACCCGGACCUAAAUCUAUCAAGCCUUCUUACCCCAUGACCCCAAUUACAAUACCGGACACCUACGAUUUGAGCCAUUUCCCUGGCCAAGUGCCGCAUCCAACUCAACGAUUGAAAGGCGAUACAUGGAACUAUGGGCUUUGCGACUGCUCGGAUAUAGGCACCUGCUGCUUGGGACUCUUUUGUCCAUGUAUUCUGUAUGGCCGAACACAGUACCGACUGAACAGAAAGUCAGACCGAAAGGAUCCUACGAAUUUACUUGGCUAUGAAACAUGCAAUGCGUCUUGUACUGCGAUGGCUCUGCUCUGUGGAUGCCAAUGGUUGUUAGCAUCAGUUCAACACUCCCGCAUACGCCGUGCGUACGGAAUCCCUGGCAGCAUUCCAUCAGACUGCGUUCGAGCGACAUGCUGUACAUGCUGCACACUCAUCCAAGACGAGAGAGAAAUCAAGACGAGAGAAGAAGGCGUCCGAGAGAGCGUGUCAACACCAUACCUUCCGCCUAGCCAUAUGACCUUCAGUCCGCCGCCGCGGUGAUUGACUUCUCCAUCUUUAGCGCUUCGAAAUCUAAGAUCGCGUACCAUACCGAUAGUCCUUGAUAUCACGAUUGUUCCUCUCCUAUUCCCCCAUCCAAGGCCCGAUCGAUACCAGCCUAUCAUAGAAACCAAAAAUUUUAUAUAACGGCCGACUUUUUGCUACAGUUUAUCCCCGUCACCUCGUGUCUCUUUACGCUGGCCCAUUUAUCCGACACAUCUUCUCAAUUUUCCUAGAUCUUUCCGGCACUUAAAUUAAUUACUAACUACCAUACCCACCCCAGAUGAUUGAAACGAACACAAGUUUGAAUUUAUUGAUCUCCAUCAGAUACCCCCUUAUUCCAGUUUGGAACUACUUUUCAACAGAUUAUUCUUCCCCCUUUUAUUGGCUUUUUUCCUUUUAAACAAUUUUUGGUUCAUGUAUAAUGUUUUAUUUAGCUUCCACCCGUACCCCUGGUCGAGUAAUAACCACGGAUCCACGCUGAAGGCUAUUCUAUUCUUUUUCGCUUUUCCUCAUAUUCCUUACUUUAGACGAGAGUAUAUUUUCACCCUUUUAUGGUCAUCGGUCGCCAAGUCCCUUUUUCCUUACAAUAUUGUUUAUCCGGGGGACCCAGAUUUUGCACCAUUGCAUAUUUCAAAGGCUAUUCUCAUUCCUAACUCCUAAUGGAACCAGUUCUUUACUUACUUUGGCAUUAACACAUGCACUCUUUAUCUAAUGACUGUAUGUUCCUUUCCUUUUUUCUUUUAUCUCUUUCUCUCCUCCUCGUUAUCAAAGUUACCAUCAUCUUGGUCUCUGUACCACUUCUUGGCUACGUGGAAAUAUGUAUAAUAGAUUUGUCUAUUAGGACACUUUGGCAAUCAUCGUCACCCUUUUUCAGUUGCAGCGCCAACUCAGCUUUGAAGCGCACUAGGCCAAUUUAGUUCUCAGCAUUGGUCCAUUUAUCA
Molecule: messenger RNA, 3540 nt
Organism: Blastomyces gilchristii SLH14081
Lineage: Eukaryota; Fungi; Ascomycota; Eurotiomycetes; Onygenales; Ajellomycetaceae
Product: DUF614 domain-containing protein
Exons: 4
Coding region: 1526-2599 (357 amino acids)
Source: RefSeq, a predicted model, not a curated record